Messenger RNA from Hypanus sabinus (Atlantic stingray), 4234 nucleotides. It is a transcript of the gene ddx31, whose product is annotated as DEAD (Asp-Glu-Ala-Asp) box polypeptide 31. Lineage: Eukaryota; Metazoa; Chordata; Chondrichthyes; Myliobatiformes; Dasyatidae. Gene Ontology annotation, biological process: ribosome biogenesis. The record is from RefSeq and is a predicted model, not a curated record. Gene Ontology annotation, cellular component: nucleus. The coding region runs from base 218 to 2407 and encodes 729 amino acids. Gene Ontology annotation, molecular function: ATP binding; nucleic acid binding. The transcript has 20 exons.
GGAAACGUGACGAAACGUGCGUGUGGAAACAGGCAGGAGGUCCCACAGGACUCAGUUCCCUUUCUGUUUAAGUACUUGUUUUGUUGCUGAAUUAAGAUCUUUGUGUCUGAAGAGUUCAGGUGGCUUAUUGCGGCUCUCCCGACCAAUUCCCCCUAAGGGGGGCUCAGUCCGGCGAGGUUCCUGGAGUUUGUCCCAAGUCGGCGCAGCUCCUGCAGACAUGGCCGAUGAAGGGUUAAUGAUAAAUAUUACCACUAACACCUCCAUCAAAAGGAAUCAGAGGGACCAUCAGCGCAAGACUUUCAAAAGUACAGAAAAUAGGGCACAGCCCAGCAGAGGAAAACAUCGAUUACAGGAAAACUCGAAAAGUGUCCCUCCUGUGAAAGCAACAACACAGUCACCUUAUACAGUGAGCAAAACACACAGCAAUGCCAAGAAGCGACCUCAGUGUGAGCAGGUGCCCAGCUUGGCUCCAAAGAAAAGAAAAAUAGUGGAAGAGCCGGGGGACAGAGGAGAGCAAAAGAUGAUGGAUCCUAUCAAAACCUCUUCUUUAUUUAGAAACAACCCCACGAUCCCGGAGAUUCACAAGCAGACAGUGAAAACAUUAAAAGAAUCUAUUUUUACGACAAACCAUUUCAAGGAAGUUGUUGAGCUCCACCCACAUCUGGUCUCCACACUCAGUGAUGUCCUGAAAGUUUCUACCAUGACCAGCAUCCAGAAGCAAGCAAUUCCUGUACUGCUUAAUGGGGAGGAUGCCCUGAUACAGUCACAAACUGGCUCAGGUAAAACAUUAGCAUAUGGUGUUCCUCUGGUCCAGUCUUUGCAGUCUGUUCAACCUAAAAUACAACGUUCUCAUGGACCGUAUGCAGUUGUCAUUGUACCAACCAGAGAGCUGGCCCUGCAAAGCUUUGACACUGUGCAGAAACUGAUCAAGCCAUUUAUGUGGAUUGUGCCAGGAGUGCUAAUGGGAGGAGAAAAGCGAAAAUCUGAGAAAGCCAGGUUACGUAAAGGUAUAAAUAUUCUUGUAUCAACUCCAGGACGAUUGGUGGACCACAUAAAAAACACAAAGAAUAUUUGCUUUACCCGUGUACAAUGGCUAAUUAUUGAUGAAGCUGACAGAUUGCUGGACCUGGGUUUUGAGAAGGAUAUCACUGUGAUUCUGAAUGCUCUAAAUGCAGUGAAUAUGAAGAGGCAAAAUGUUCUCCUCUCUGCCACCCUAACGGAUGGAGUGAAUCGAUUAGCUGGAAUCAGUUUGAAAGAGCCAGUUAAUAUUAACAUCACUGAAACUAACCAGUCCACAAUUGAGUUUGCAGCAAAAAAAAUAAGCACUGAUCAAGUGAAUAUCAGUAAGGAUUCCAAUAGCUAUUCAAUUCCAGAACAACUUCAACAGUUUAUGGUUCUAAUUCCAAGCAAACUGCGACUGGUCACACUUUCAGCAUUCAUUCUCCAAAAAUUCAAGAUUGGAAAGAAACUGAAAAUGAUCAUAUUUUUCUCCAGUUGCGAGUCUGUGGAAUUUCACUACAACCUUUUCACAAAUGCCCUUACUUCAUAUUCUGACAGCAAGGAGCAAAAACAAUUACCUUUCUCAGCUUGUAAGAUGCUGUUUCUGCGAUUGCAUGGGAACAUGGAACAGGAGGCGAGAAAGCAAACUUUUCUGGAGUUUUCACAAUCAGAUAUGGGUGUCCUUCUUUGCACUGACGUAGCAGCACGUGGGCUGGACCUUCCAGAAGUCACGUGGAUUGUUCAGUACAAUGCUCCAACCUCACCUGCAGAAUACGUUCAUAGAGUGGGUAGGACAGCCCGGAUUGGAUCUUGUGGAAACAGUCUCCUUUUCCUCACUCCUUCUGAAGCAGAAUAUGUGAAUACCCUUGUUUCUCACCAAAUCAGUGUCUCUGAAAUAAAAAUGGAGGAUAUACUGUGUACACUGUUGAUAGAGCGUGUUCAAAGGAAAAAAUCUGGAAACAAGUUGGAAGCUGCUAUUCUGCAGGAAAUAAGGGAAUCGGCAACAGCCUUGCAAAAGGUGUAUGAGACCUUCGUGCAUUCAAGCAAAGAAAAUCUUCUGCAAGCCAAGAAAGCUUUGCAGUCAUUUAUUCGAGCAUAUGCCACGUAUCCAGCAAAUCUAAAGCAGAUCUUUCAUGUGAAAUCCCUUCACCUUGGACACACUGCCAAAAGCUUUGGACUUAGAGAUGCACCACAGAAGCUGAGUGGCACGAUAAUGGCCAAUGAGCUGAAGAAGAAUCUUAAACCAGUAGUGAAGAGGUCUGGCUUGGGCAGGAAUCUUUCCACUAAGGCCCAAGUAGCUUUGAAAUUCCAAUCCGAAUAUUCAAGUGGACUUGGAGAAAAAUUUUAUAAGAUAAAGAAAAAGCAAAAGCCUUUAAAGAGUCACAGACCCCAGUCAGAAGCCCUCUGAAGUGAGCUACAGACACUUUGUCAAAGGUUAUGCUACUAAUGCUGAAUAAGUGCCAUCAUUAUGAAGUUACAGGACUGCCCAAAUGGACAGAACAAAGUCUGCUGACCUGAAUGAGAUGCUUGUAAUUUAUAUUUACACAGAAGAGAAUAAAAUAAUUGCAGAUUUAAACAAAGUGAAUUUAAAUCAAUUUCUAAUAGCCUUUGCAGGUCUUGAAACAGGAAUUUGCUCCAACCCGAUACAAAGCCAGAAACAGCACCGUCCCAAGGACAGACGAGGAGCAUUCAAACCAAUUGUGACCUACAGGUGUACUUCUCAGAAAAUGGUCUGCAUUUUGUUUUCUGCUCUAGAUGUAAAAUAUGGACAGACCUCCUGUGUCACUACAGAACACCUACCGAGGGCAAGAAAUGGAAUGAGAUCACUGUUCCAUUUCCCCUUUAUGCCCUCUCUGACUUUGUCGUGCCCUCCACCUGUUUGAGCACCCAACCUCCCUUUCUGCCCUGUAAGUGGAACAGUGUCUGUAAGGAGUCUGUAUGUCCUUGUACGUGGGUUUCCUCUAGGCGCUCAUUUCCUCCCUUAUUCCAACGACGUGUGGGUAAGCUAUGUGAUGCUAGAAGCGUGGGGACGCUUGCAGGCUGUUCCCAGCAUAUUCAGACUGUUUUGGUUGUUGACGCCAAUGAUGCAUUUCCCUGUAUGUUUCGAUGUAUAUACACAUGACAAGUAAAGAUAAUCUUAACCUCUAUCUCUCACUUCUUGAAUCUUCUAUAACAUCUAAAAAUUCAUACCUAGAACUCCUUGCUCGCAUUCUUUACUGUUGUGUCUUCUCCCCAUUUCCUUAUGGAAACGUAUGCUAUCAGAAUAAAUAAUGAAUCCUUUUUGGUUAUAGUAAUCAGUCCUUUCCCGGCACCCUUAGUGCUCCUGCUGUCUCUGCCUGGACUGACCGUGCCAUUCUUCAGUGCCUGUCCAUCAUCAUCCAGUCAGGUGGGUCUGCAGUCACCUGAUGCCAUUUUUAUCAAUCCGAUGUUGUCCUGGACCCCUCCUAGUUCCCAAUCUAGCUGCUGCUCCAAGACAACAGGAUCAGAUUCAGGAUCCUCCAGCUCCACGUCACCAUCACUUCCUUCCAACACCCUCCACAGUCUUUAAAACCUCAGAUUACUUAUCCCACAUCAGUAAUGAUGAACCGAUAUCUCAUUGGACCAGAUUAAAGAAAACUAUAAGUAUUACAUAAAUACCCUCUGCUGGCUGUGACUCCUUAAUCUCUGGUUCCAUCCCUCUUUCUAACUAGUGUUAGCAGCUGAAUCUGAUUGGUCAUAGUGUGUGUGUCAUAUUUGACCUCAAGGUCACGUAUCCAAACCAUCACAUGGACCACCCACCCAAUAGAAUAGCCCGCCUCUGUGGAAUUUGUUUCCCAAGUCUUUGUUACCUGAAUACCUGAUAAUUCCAAUACAUACCUGUCCAACUUAACUCAGUCUACAAAUAACAUAAUCGAAGUUUCUGUCGUCCAGAGGUUGUUCACCCACCAGCCCAACCCUUGUCCUCACUAACACAUUGACUGCUCAUUCACUCACAGCUGAAUUUAAAAACGUCCUUGUUUACAGAAUUCUCUGUCACCUUUAACUUUGAUAUCUUCCACCCGAGAUGUCUGGACUCCUCCAAUUCUGAGUUUCGACCUCUUGGUCAUCCCCAAAUAUAAACCCUUCCACCAUUGUUCACUUUGUCUUUGGCUGCCAAAGUUUAGUUUCUGGAAUUUCCUUCCUAAACCUUUACCCCUUCUCUUUUGAUGUUUUCAUUAAAGCCUGCCUAGUGUUAUCUUACCUAAUCUGGUGUCAG